Molecule: messenger RNA, 3633 nt
Organism: Onychostoma macrolepis
Lineage: Eukaryota; Metazoa; Chordata; Actinopteri; Cypriniformes; Cyprinidae
Gene: fam163ba
Product: family with sequence similarity 163 member B, genome duplicate a
Exons: 3
Coding region: 1075-1620 (181 amino acids)
Source: RefSeq, a predicted model, not a curated record
CGUUUAUAAAGCGCUUUAUGAACUAUUUAUAACACAAUAUUAUUAACAUAAUGUUUAAUUACAAGGUUCGCCACAUAAUAUUUAAAUUAGGCAACAAUACUCAUGUUGAUUAAAUAAGCAACAGCAUUAACACUACUGUAAAUUGUGGCCUCAGAAAGUUUAACAUACUGUACAUUUUAACGACUUAAUUAAUCAGUGAGGCGGUAUCUUAACGCCUUCCAGGGGCUCUGAUGAAUUUAUGAUGCUUCUCUGGAUUCGUUGAACUCGCAUCACGGUUCCUGAUAGCCGCAUAUCGUCAGUCAGCGCAGCGACCGGAACUGUAAAACCGUCUCAUCCCACUCCGCGCGCGCGGGCAGAUUUACAGUGCACUUCAGCUGCACGAGACAAACAGCAGCAAUUAUCUGGCGGGAAAGAACGCGACACCAAACAUACGGCAAAUCAGCAUCGGAGAACAAACAAGCUGAGAUUUCAUAGUCCGUAGUAAUUUCUCGCACAAAGAGAGAAGACACUGCCAUCUGAAGCUCGAGGCGCAUUGUGAUAUGGAGCUGCGAAGGUUUCAUGUUCCGGUUGAGGACGUUUGAAGGAACGGCUGUUUUUAUACGGCACCUCAUUUCACGGACCGCUCUUCGACGCAGAACUAGUUUACGCUGAUUUCUUCGAACGACGGCGGAUUUGAUUAGGUCUACCUAUCGAAAAGGACUUUUGGUUACCUCAACAAGUUUUUCCUCUUCUAAAUUACUACAUUGUGCUCUCGGAGCUUCUCUUUUUUCCUCACAUUUAAGGAACCGUCUAUGAAAAGUCGCUCAGGAUGUUGGCAACUCCACAUAAACGGAUAUGAAAUAGGGAACACUUUGAUUAUUACCAAGAUAUCGCUUCAUCUUAAUCGUGCGAGACUGUUAAUACGCCGCAUUUAAUGUUUCCUCGACCCGUUCGCUUCACGUUUAAGCCGUUUUAGGACGCCGAAAGUCGAGGGAAAACGCCGAAAGUCGCUCGCGCGGAUUCCGCAACAGUUCUGCAGAUGUGCUCUGGUUCAAUUCUAACCACCGUGUAGGGUGUUGAUGGAGAGCCUUUCGAAUGACAGCCGGGACAGUGGUAAUCACAGGUGGAAUUCUAGCUACAGUAAUCUUACUGUGCAUUAUCGCUGUACUGUGUUACUGUAGGCUGCAGUACUAUUGCUGUAAGAAGGAGGAGUCGGAGUCAGAGGAGGAGGAGCCUGACUUCGCCGUCACGUCUCGUAUGCCGCCGGUGCAUUCAAACCACAACAUCCUGGCGGCCACUGUCCCAACUGCAACCACUCCCAAUGGGCCUGCCCUCUUCACGCCCCCGCCGACACGAAAACUGACUCGUUCACAGACGUACUGUCCGUCCUGUACGCAUUACGACCUGCCGUUUUACCUGCAGCAGCCAGAAGGCCUGCGAAAUGGCGGCGAACGCAUUAGCUACCGCAGCGUGCAUCAACAGGAUUUGGGGCUGCCCGCUCCACUGCCUGCCCCGUUGUCCACCCCGCUGCCCACCCAGCUGCCAACGCCGCUGCCCAACUACCACAAACUAAACCUCAGCCGCUCGGUCACCAUGAGGGAGAUGUUCACGCGAAGCUGCAGCAUUAGCACUGAUGUGUAGCCAGCCAGAAUGAUAUAAUGCUAAAUGCUAAUGGCUAACUGCAGCAACGCAGGCAACAGACUCAAUUCUCACUGAAAGACAUAAUUCAGCAUUAAGCUGUAGUGCUUGCCUGCGUAAAAACAAUGUCAACAAUGUCCUCUGGAAACUCCCAGAGUGCCAAGCUUUUAGGAAGACGGCCCAGUGUGUUUGUUCGUAACUGGAAAAUAUAAAGGCAAAAAUGGGGUGAGAGCAAACAUUUGGUGACCCUCUCCCUCCCUCAGCGCAUCUACUUCACUCCUGAAUCCCUUGUUUUGUGUUUUCGGUAAUUGGAAAGAGGAUUCAGAAAAUAAAGCUAAAGUUUUUAUGCUUUCCUUACAUUUUUCUCAAAAGACACACCAAUACACGGAAACGCUGACGUCUUGAAUUUUUCAAAAUACGGUCUGAAUUGAAACUUUUCUAUUGUUCAUGUAGCUUGAGACAUUUAGCUGAAUAAUAACUGAUAUAACCACCAACUUUGUUUUAAAAAACAACAACACAUAUAGUACAACUUAUAAAAAGCCCUAAGUGGGGUGCAAUAAAGCUGUUGGGUCAAAAUGUGACAACAACAUGAUGUAAGUGUUUGAUUAUGAGGUAACAUAUGGGAUGAGAGGCAUUAUUUUUUACUGAAAUAAUAUUGAGUUACUGUGUGCGAUUCUAAAUAUUAAUAGAUGUUUCACAAUUUGCGAACUAUUUGUUCUGUUUUGGAUGUUUAAAUAAUUUGUUCUUCUUUAUUCACAUUUCUCCUAUCGAAAAAGGUACAGGUUUUUGUUUCACCUGCAUUAACGUCAUAAAGAUUUCCAUUGAUCUUAUUUUACCAACCUGGAUGUCAGAUGGAUAUAAGGCCGUGGAUUCUUGAUUUCAAGGGCUACAUUUGCUCUUUCUAAACGCUGCUUGUUGGACUAUGAACAGAACAUCUUCUGCCAGAAGGGUUUUUCUAUCUCGCUCUUUCUCUCUGCUGUUCAUGCUUACAGAGGCAUCAGUUAGCCUAUUUCCUGCGUUGUAGAUGUGAAAACAAGUGGGGCGUUGCACCAACUUUCUUCUUUUUAAUAAUGACACAGUGAUUAUCAAGAAUAUAUGUUCUGUUUCUAGCCUGUUUGACAGUGAUAUUCUUCUCUCGCUGGGUGUGUAGCCGCACACUACAGUCCUGCAGGUGACUUUGACUUCUGUGAUCACCAUGUGGUUGUGUUGUGAUUUCAGAUUUCUCUCCUAGCUCUUAUUUCUCUCAUCAGAACCCGUUUAAAUCUCACGCUGUCUCUCUCAUGUGCGCACAUACACGUUUCAGUGCCUGUUAAUACCAACUGUAUUAUUAUUAUUAUUAUAAUUAUUAUUAUUUCUGAAUAGUUUUUGCAUCACUGCUUUAUCACAGUAUUUUUGUUUCAGUCAUAGAUAAAUAAUAUUGUUUCAUGUUCUAAAGUGAUGCCGAAAUGGUCCUGUAAUUGAUAAUAAAAUUAAGAAUACAAUGUGGAUAAUAAAUUGGUUGAAAACUUUUUGGCAUGUGUUGAAAUGAAUACAAAUUUGAAACCUACAUUAUUUGAUAUUUUCGAAUCAACAUUUUGGUUAAUUUUCCGAUUCCAAGAUAUGUCUAGUCUACUUGUAAUAUAGCACAGUAUCAAAGUGAGCAGGUUCAGUAUUUUAGAGAGUCUGUAUCUAAUGAUACAUUCAGAACAUUGAGCACAUUAUAUGAAUAGAAUAAGAUUAAUUGUGAAUUUGAAUGUCAACAUUUUCCAUUACAUUUUUGGUUGGGAGGUUGACCUUUCCUCAACUCUUGCCUCAAAAGUUUUUCUUUGACAAAUUGUAUAUCAUGCGAUAAAUCACAUUUUAGAUGGCUGAGCAAUUGAAAAUCUAGGAAACAUUUUGAACUCUUUUGAAACAUUUUCCAUCAGCAUCACACUCUAAGACCUUAAGGUAAGCAACAGGAACAUUAAUUAACAUGAAUUAGCACAAACUUUAUGCUACACUGAGUCCAUCUUUAGCAAAUCUGACAUUAAUUUUAGU